Frieseomelitta varia is the source of this 406-nucleotide messenger RNA. RefSeq lists its product as uncharacterized. The transcript has 2 exons. NCBI's taxonomy places the organism in Eukaryota, Metazoa, Arthropoda, Insecta, Hymenoptera, Apidae. Bases 56 to 406 code for a protein of 116 amino acids. The record is from RefSeq and is a predicted model, not a curated record.
GUGCAACACCGUACCAAAGCAAUAUCCAUAGGAACACCCCGUGUCAGAGGGAGAGAUGCAGAGACGUGCAAUCAAUCACGAGGGACCCUGCUGCCACGUUCGUGGCCCUCGUAUCAAACGUAACGCACGAGUAGAACACGGGCCCGGCUUCGACGACGAAUUUUGGCAGAAGAGCCUCCUCCCUAGCAGAGUUCCCGAAAUCUCCUUCAAUUACGGCCACCGGAGCACCAAGGAGAGCGCUUGUAACUGUCGAGAGCGUUUAACAAGGGCCACGUGUGUAAGACAAUUCUCGAUGGUUGUUACGGGUUCGGGUUGCAGCGACGUUGCAGCGAGGAACGACAAACAACAGAAUUCAGGCUGCCGCUGUUUCUGCCCACGCAACGGGCAACAAACGUCAGAACCGUAA